Messenger RNA from Purpureocillium lilacinum, 1920 nucleotides. RefSeq lists its product as uncharacterized. Gene Ontology annotation, molecular function: arginine-tRNA ligase activity; ATP binding. The record is from RefSeq and is a predicted model, not a curated record. NCBI's taxonomy places the organism in Eukaryota, Fungi, Ascomycota, Sordariomycetes, Hypocreales, Ophiocordycipitaceae. Gene Ontology annotation, biological process: arginyl-tRNA aminoacylation; mitochondrial translation. Gene Ontology annotation, cellular component: mitochondrion; cytoplasm.
AUGGCUCGAAAACCAGUCAUGGAACUGUUUGCACAGCAUCUCAAAGGCCUGUCCUUGGACGGUGUCAGGAAAUCCUUCCCCUCCGCCCACCCUGAUGCCAAUCCCCUCGACCUCUACAGGGCACAUCUGAGCAACGUGCUUGCGGAAAUCUCGGGAGUUUCCUCUUCCACCCUAUACCCGGUCGUGAUGCGCACGCAGGGGCUCGACAAGGGCGACUUUAUCAUUGCUGUGCCAGCGCUUCGGCUCAAAGGAUCGAAGCCGGACGUCCUAGCCAAGGAGUGGAGUGCAAGCUUUCCGGCGGACGAUGCGCUCUUCGCGAAACCCGUCGUCAAUGGUUCCUUUAUGUCGUUUUUCGUCAAGGCCGACCCCCUUUCGUCAACAGUGAUCCCCAUGGUCCGCCAGGCAGGGGCCCGUUACGGUCGCAAUGACUUUGGUGGAUUGAAGGACCCCAAGGACCCGAGCAAGGGACGAAAACGAAUUAUUGUUGAGUUUAGUUCGCCCAACGUCGCCAAGCCCUUUCACGCCGGUCAUAUCCGAUCCACCAUCAUCGGAAGCUUCACGGCCAAUGUGUAUGAAGCCAAUGGAUGGGAGGUCCUCAGGAUCAAUUACCUCGGCGACUGGGGCAAGCAAUACGGCCUGCUCGCCGUGGCAUACGAACGAAACGGGAGCGAAGAGGAGCUCAAGAAGAACCCGAUUGACCAUCUCUUCAAGCUCUACGUGCAGAUCAACAAGGACAUGAAGGAGGAAAACGAAGCGAUAAAGGCCAAGAAAGAGGCUGGCGAGGAUGUCAGCGAGCUCGAAGCGAACAGUCUGGAUGAGCAGGCGCGAAAAUACUUUCGACACAUGACCGAUCGAGAUGAGCGGACGCUGGCACAGUGGCAGCGGUUCCGAGACCUCAGCAUCGCACGAUAUCAAGAAACGUAUUCGCGAUUGGGGAUUCACUUUGACGAAUACAGCGGGGAGAGCCAAGUCAGCGAGGAGUCAAUGGCGAAAAUGGCAGAGCAGCUGAAGGCGAAGGGGGUGACUCGAGAAGACAACGGCGCCGUGCUCGUGGACUUUACGCAGCUGCUGCCCGGGAAGGAGGGCAAGCAACUAGGAGUGACCUUGGUCCGGAAAAAGGACGGCACAGCGCUCUAUCUCACGCGAGACAUUUGCGAGCUUCUCGGUCGAUAUGAAAAGUACAAGUUUGACCACAUGAUUUACGUGGUGGGGGCGGCUCAGAACUUGCACUUGAGCCAGCUGUUCAAGCUCGUGGAGCUCUUGGGGCAUGAGGAGGUCGCCAAAAAGUGUCAGCACGUCAAUUUCGGCCUCGUCCGAGGAAUGAGCACCCGGAAGGGGACUGCCAAAUUCUUGGACGACAUCUUUGCAGACUGCGCCGAUUACAUGCACGAGAAGAUGAAGCAAAACGAGGCCAAAUACGCUCAGAUAAAGAACCCCGAGGCGACGGCCGACAUAUUGGGUAUCAGCGGCGUGAUGGUCCAGGACAUGAGCGGCAAGAGGAUAAACGAUUACGACUUUAAUAUGGACGCCAUGACGUCGCUCGAGGGAGACACUGGACCCUACCUGCAAUAUGCCCACGCCCGACUUUGCUCCAUCAAGCGCCGGGCGGCCCUGUCCGAGGAGGACCUGGACGCCGCGGACCUCACUCUGCUCACGGAGUCACACGCGACAAACGUGGUGCGUAUGUUGGCGCAGUGGCCGGACGUGCUGAAGAACGCAUUGCGGACGUUGGAGCCCACGACCAUCCUGACCUACCUGUUCAAGACGGCACAUGUGGUGAGCAGCAGCUACGACCAGCUCCAGGUCGUCGGCAGCGAGCGGGAACUGAUGCGGGCACGAAUGGCGCUCUACGACGCGGCGCGAAUCGUGCUGGCCAACGGCAUGCGCAUUCUGGGCCUGACGCCGCUGGAGAGGAUGUAA